Molecule: messenger RNA, 357 nt
Organism: Phytophthora sojae
Lineage: Eukaryota; Oomycota; Peronosporomycetes; Peronosporales; Peronosporaceae
Exons: 1
Source: RefSeq, a predicted model, not a curated record
AUGCAAGCGGAGGUCGAUCGUCAGCUGAAGCAACAUGUAGCGCCCGGUUAUGGAGGUAUUUCACAGGAGAUGUGGAUUGCUGCACCUGACAUAGUCCGAAGCCGCGAGAGGCGAGUCAUUGAGCUGAUCCUCCGUCUGGGCAGAGCUCCACCUAUCCUACGGCGAAAGCAAAUGAUUUUUCUUCCUAAGUGCGCUAACAUCGACCCGACGCUCGAUAACUCCAAAGGACUACCACCUUGGAGGCCCAUUACCGUGCAAUCGGCGUUGGCUAGCCGCUUAUUUCUUGUUGUGAAACGCUACGUUGAGCCUGGUAUUCCGAUCAGCCAAAUGCAACACGGAUUUCAAUCGGAUAGAACC